UAGGCUGAACGGGCACCUCUGUUUUGCACCUCUAAUUCGUUCGUUUUGUUCGUUUUCGCGGAAAAAGUAAAUUAUCAACGCGACUUGUGGCAAAAUAGCUGGACGGCAAUGUCGGCGGCGAUAGCUGGCACCCACGGGCGUCCUAGAAUAAGUCCUAAUAAUUAAGCCCCUUUAUCCCCGGCCCCGCGAACGGCGGCGAAAAGAGCCAGAAACGAAACCAGCCGAAUAGAAGCGACAGAGAGAGGUGGAAAAAAUUAAACAAGUUUGCGUAGACGAAAAGAAGCGUGAAAAGAAGGGAAAAUAAAAAGUGCAAUAAUGUUUAUAAAAAUUCGAAAAAGCGUCAAUUUUAGGCUGUAAACCCUGAGUGCGUGUGUGCCUGCGUGUGCUGUGAGUGUGUAGUGUGAGUGUGCGGCAGCGAGUGUCUGAGUGUAAAUGAAGUGGAGUUGAGUGUUGGCCAAGCCCAAAACGAGAAUUAAUUAAAAAAGUGAAGCGCAACUGUGAAAAGUACCACACGCAAUAGGGACGGACAGACACCGAUCCCUGGAACAAGGAGCCGCAGGAGCGCCAGAAAGAAGGGACCCCAACAUGACCGAGGAACUGAAGGUGGUGCUGCGCCGCAGUGAGCAGCAUUCCGGCUUCGGGUUUUCGCUGCUCGGCACCACCGGACCGCCACAUGUCAUCUACGACAUUGUCGAGAAUUCGCCGGCAGCCGAUUGCGGAGCGGUUGAAGCCGGGGAUGUCAUCCUCAAAGUCAACGGCACGGAUGUCCAUCGCUACACAACGAAGGAAGUUCUCAAAUGCCUGCGCCUUUCCGAACAGCUGGUGACCUUGGAGCUGAAGCGAGAUCCCAAGCUCAAGGCCCGGAUCAAAGAGCAGCUGGCCAACACCCAGAGUCCGCACUAUGUGGACAUUGAGUCGCCCAAUAUCUACGACUACCACAGCAGCAGCCCCCACUCCUCGCCCAACCAUCGUCCCGCCGCCGGCGCGAAGGGAACGGCAACUACGCCCACGCCUACGCAGAGCGGGCUGCGCUACAAGUCGCCCACGCACUUGCCCUCACUGCGCCAGAACUCGUCACCACUGCUGGCGAGUGGCUCCACCACCACCACGACCACCGCCUCGCACACGCUCACCCACAGCCGCAAUUCGUCGGCCAGCUCUACCAAGAUCAAGGUAGUGGAGACGAGCAUUACCACCUCGACGACCAGCAGCACCACGGGUAUAGUCGGUCCGACCUCACCCACCGGAGGGGAGGCCACCUCGCCCACCUUCCGCCCCUCUCGCAUUCCACAGGCGCUCAAGUGCCCCGCCCCCAAGCCCGUGCCCUUGCUCCAUUCGCCCCAGAAUAAGCGGCCUCGCCCCUCGCAAAUCCCGACGAAGGCAGCGAACGGGAACGGCAACGGGAUCGGGCAUUCCUCUCAGUUGCCGCCCCAGGCUCUGCAGCACUCAAACAGCUAUAGCGGCAGUCCGGUUACCCGGCAACGAUUCUCCACGGAAAGGGAGCAGGAAAGGGAGCCGGAGCCAAACUCGGCACCACCACAGCCGGCGAAGGCGCCACGCUUUGAGGCUUACAUGAUGACCGGUGACCUGAUCCUGAACCUGUCCCGGACACCGCAGACCAGCAAUCUCCUGCCCGCCCAGGCCAAGAAGGUGGACAGUCUCCGGGACUCGCCCAGUCGUCUAGUUAACCCACGGAUCAACGGCGCUCUUGCGCCGCGUGCAUCCGGCGAAUCCUCGCCCACGUCCUCCUCGUCAGUGGACUCGCCCACCAACACCAGUUCGGAUUCGGUGAAGCGCGAGGCCAAGGUGUUGCGGAAGCAACAACAGCAGCAACCAGAGCAGCACCAACAGCAACAGCAGCGGGACAGCAUCAACAACAGCUACAAUCGCAAGGACUCGCUGACCAACGACACGCUGCUGAUGUGCGAAGAGCUGGAGCGGGACGAGGAGGCGGAGUAUGGGCAGGACGAGGAUAACCGCCAGCAGCGUCAGCGCCAGCAGCAGCAGCAGCAGCGAUAUCGGCAGCAACAGAAUCAGCAACGCUACGAGUACUACCAAAACGACGACGAGCUGGAGGAGCAGGAGGAAGUGGAGGAGCGCGAGGAGGACCAGACGCACUAUGACAUCACCAACAUCGAAACCUAUCAGAGCGGACUGGGGCGCGGCGACGAGGAUGACAGUGACCGCCAGUGUCUGGUGGACGAUGACGACGACGAUGACGCCUACGACGAUGAGGAGAACGAUGCCGGCGACGAGGACUACUCGACCAACUCCCUGGGCUCCGGUUCAGCCAAGCAGAGAUUACGCGCCCUCAAGCAGCGGACGGCCACCCGGCAACAGCAGCGCCAUCGAGAUGCCGUCGACUGUGCCGGGCGCUCUGGAUCGGGAUCGUCGUCGACGACGGUCAAGAGCGAGGCGGGCGGUCUGGGCCUGGACGAGACCUCCUUCUCAGUGCCAACCUCCCCCAUCUCGUUGUCUACGCCGCUGAUCGACAAGGAGACGGCGAACUCGGUGCCCACCAGUCCGGAGCCCAGUUCCGUGGCCGGACAGGAGUCGGGCAGUGGCGCCGGUGCCGGUGCCGGAGCGGUAGUAGUGCGCCGCCACAACGGGCAUGUGGUGCGGAAGUGUGAUGCCGCCGGUUUCCGCACCAGCAAGUCCGAGGACCAUUUGCAGCAGAUCCAGCGGGAAGGCAUCGCAGCCGUGAUACCCAUCGACAUCGAUGAGGAUGUGAAUAGUUCGCUGAACACGCUGCUGGACACGCGUCAGGACUCGGAGGACUCGCAGUCGAUGGCCACUGUAAUUGUAAACAACUCCUCUUCCUCAUCGUCACUGGCCUCCAACAACAACGAGGGUGAGCGAAACAACAACCCCAGCAACUGCAACACCAACAGCAGCAGCAGCAGCAGCAAGGCUGGCGACAACAACAACUGCCGCAGCGAGAGGAGCGAAUCCCCAGCAACUGGUGUCCCAAGAACGAUGAACUGCAGCAGCAAACUAAACUAUAUCUUGUGCAAAAAGGCCUCGGAUCGCGAUCGUAUUGUGUGGACUUAUAAUGCGCCACUGCAGCCGCACCAAUUGGCGGCCCUACAGCGACAGCAGCAGGUUCAGGAGCAGCAGUUCCAGCAGCACCAACAGCAGCUCCAGCAGCAACACCAGCAGCACCUCCAGCAGCAGCAACUCCAGCAGCAGAACCAGCAGCAGCAGCAGACAUUCUACGGUCAGCAAUCGCAUUCAAAUUCACAUUCAAGUUCCAUUAGUUCGUCGCCCCAGCACUCGGCUGCGGGCAGUCCGGCCUCGCCCACGUCGGUGUCGUCGUCGGUGAUGUCCUCGUCAGGCUCUAAGGGCGCCCUGGGCCUGGGUAGCAGCAGCAAUGGCCCCACAUCCGCGCAGCAGCAGCAACAGCAGCGGGAGCAGGGCGGUCAGGUGGCGCAGCCGCCCAGCGGGAUGCCCGGUCUGCUCAGCUGCCCAGGUGGCGGUCCAGGCGGUUCUAGUGGUGGUGGUUGUGUAACUGGUGGUGGUGGCAACAACGAUCAGAGCGUCUCAGAGGCCAUUUCGAAUAUUUCUAGUCCCGACUACCAAGACGACGAUAAUUUAUUGAGUUCUCGCGAUAUUCUAGGCGGCAUGGUACUUAGCGAUCCCAGUGACUCGGACUCCACCAUUCUCGUGUCGGACGCGGCCGCGCUGCAGCGCCAGCAGCUGAAGCAGCAGCUGCGUGCUCAGCAGCAGCAGCAGCGCGAGAGGGAGCGGGAGAGGGAUCGCGACCGGGAGCAGUCCGAGCACAAGGUGGUCAUCCAAGUGCGUGGCCUGGACAGCAGCAACAGCAGUAACGGCGGUCGCUCUGAGGAGGAUGUGAUUACGCUGACGGACGAACCGCUGGGCACGACUUCCAUCGGACUGCGGGACGGGUCGCCGCCCGUCUCCGACGAUGGCAGUGAUGUGGAGUCGCUCCACUCGUACCACUACUCGCCCAAGGCCGUGGACAUGCCCUCGGCCAUUCGUUUGGCCAAAAGACUGCACUCCCUCGACGGUUUCAAGAAGAGCGACGUGUCGCGACACCUCAGCAAAAACAACGACUUCAGUCGGGCGGUGGCCGAUGAGUAUCUGAAGUACUUCACCUUCGAGAAAAAGUCACUGGACCAGGCGCUGCGCGAGUUCCUCCAGCAAUUCUCGUUGUCGGGGGAGACACAGGAACGGGAACGGGUGCUGGUGCACUUCUCCAAGCGCUUCCUCGACUGCAAUCCGGGCACCUUCAACUCGCAGGAUGCCGUGCACACGCUCACCUGUGCCAUAAUGCUGUUGAAUACGGACCUGCACGGUGCCAACAUCAAUCGCAAGAUGAGCUGUGCGGAGUUCGUGGACAAUCUGGCUGAUCUCAACGAUGGCGAGAACUUUCCGAAGGAUGUGCUCAAGUUUCUAUAUCAGGCCAUCAAGACCAAGCCGCUGGAAUGGGCGCUAGAUGAGGAUUCCGCCGAGCUGCAGCAGCAGCAGAGAGCCAACAACAGUGCCCUGGGCAAUGUGGGACAGAAUCCCUUCCUCGAUCCGCCCGAACUGGCCACGGCUGUGGAGUACAAAAAGGGCUAUGUGAUGCGUAAAUGCUGCUACGAUAGCAGCUCCAAGAAGACUCCGUUCGGCAAACGCUCCUGGAAGAUGUUCUACUGCACGCUACGUGAUCUUGUGUUGUAUUUGCACAAAGACGAGCACGGUUUUCGCAAGAGUCAAAUGUCCGACAAUCUGCACAAUGCAAUACGCAUACAUCACGCACUGGCCACCAAGGCCAACGACUAUACCAAGAAGCAACAUGUGUUCCGUCUGCAGACGGCCGAUCAGGCCGAGUAUCUAUUCCAGACCAGCGACUCGAAGGAGCUGCAGUCGUGGGUGGAGACGAUCAAUUACGUGUGCGCGGCAAUUUCGGCACCACCGCUCGAAGGCGGUGUGGGCAGCCAAAAGAGGUUCCAGCGUCCGCUUUUGCCAAGCAAACAGUCCAAGCUGAUGCUGAAGGAGCAGCUGGAGUCGCAUGAGUUGCAGCUGGCCCAGCUGGAGCAGGAGCUAAACGAGCACAAGAAGGGUCCGAUUCCCAGCAAGGGACUGCCUCUGCAGAACUACAAGGAGAAGGAGAGCUACUUGCAGUACGAGAUCCGUCGCUACCGCACCUACGUGAGCAUAUUGAGCGCCAAACUGCUGGCGGAUCAGCAGCAGCUGGAGCUGCAGGCCACACAGCCGGCACAGGCGGCGGCGCACGACGAAGAGGCCGACACAUUCCCAGUGGGCAACACCACCGCAUGCCCGCCUUCCACGCCGCAAAGUAUUAGCCUGCAGCAGCCGAAGGAGCAGCAGCAGCAACAGCAGCAGGCACCGCCAACGAACAGAAAAGAGAAGAAAAAGAAAUAAUUUCGUUUCGUUUCGCUCUUGAUUUCGAUCAUUUUCAACUUGCAUACCACCAACCAACACACAAACACACUUCCCACACAUCUGCAUCCUGCGUAUCCUGGCCACCGAGAAGCAGGAGCAGGCAGGCACUGCCACACGAACGAAUCUGAAUUGAAUACUCCGAAAUGCCACACGCUGCCUCCUCCGCCGGGAGCCCAUCAACACACUCCAUACACUCAGCACCACACACCUCCAACUCCACGGGGGCACAACCAUCACACACACACACCCACACUCGUACGCUUUACGUACACUCAAGCGCUACGGCUGUGCCGUGUCUGCCAUUGAAGAAAUUUGGAAUCUGUGCACUUUAAUUACUUUAACUGUAACUGUAACCGUUAAGGAGCGAGUUGAGGGCCGAUAACUUGAACAACAAGAACAUACGAUAAUUAACUGUAACCGAGAAUUUGAAACGUCUGCGAAGGAGAAUCGAUUUACCUUUGAAGGUCGUUCAUCAGAAGAUUUUUGGCAGGGAGAUUUUCCCAAAUUCAAAUUCAAUCUCAAAGACUUCGAUUCAGAGUCUCACGAUGACAUCGGUUUCAUCUGUCGCACGCAAUAUGCUCGAUUCAGAUUCGACUUAUUUAAAUCAUAUUUUUCUUCUGCUGGAUGGCUGCUGACGAAGAACGAGAAUGAAAACUGCUUAUACACAUAGACUUAUUAUUACGAGAGUUGAUAAACAAUACUUACAUCAUUACCUAUGCUAUCAUUAUAAAUGAUAAAAAUAAAAUUUAUAAAUUAUUGAAUACUUCUGCGCAAAGCAGAGGGCGCCGAGGACGAGAAGGAGCAUUGGCAUUAUCCUGAGCAAUUACCACUUGAUAUGCUUUGAGUACGACUUGUUUAUUGGCCUUUUGCUAUGCACUAUCACACACUACAUUACACACACUUACUCCAAUAUUAUGUACGGGCAAAUAUAUUUAUUUACACAAACAAUUAUCGGUUGAUUACGCGACAUGUCCAUGUAGCUAGAAUAUGAAAUUGAUAGCGAGGCAGGAGAGGAGAGGGAGGAACAAUAAGUUUAAAUACACCAUAUACAUAUAUAUUUUUGAAUAUAUUAUAAUAUAUUAUAUUGUAUUGUGUAAUUAUGUAAAUGCAGAUAAUAUAACAUUGUUUAUAAUUAUUUUUAACAACUCUACUGAAACGGCAAUAAACUCGAAACAAAAACAAAUGCAACCAACUGAAGUGAAGUGACAAAAACCGAAGCGAGAGCUAACCAAGCGCCUAAAUGAAUGCAUAUUGUAUAUUUAUUUGGUAAAACCUUUUUAAGC
Messenger RNA from Drosophila kikkawai, 6692 nucleotides. It is a transcript of the gene Efa6, whose product is annotated as Exchange factor for Arf 6. Lineage: Eukaryota; Metazoa; Arthropoda; Insecta; Diptera; Drosophilidae. Gene Ontology annotation, molecular function: guanyl-nucleotide exchange factor activity; phospholipid binding; protein binding. The record is from RefSeq and is a predicted model, not a curated record. Gene Ontology annotation, biological process: regulation of ARF protein signal transduction.